Molecule: messenger RNA, 687 nt
Organism: Opisthorchis viverrini
Lineage: Eukaryota; Metazoa; Platyhelminthes; Trematoda; Opisthorchiida; Opisthorchiidae
Exons: 3
Coding region: 1-687 (228 amino acids)
Source: RefSeq, a predicted model, not a curated record
AUGCCACCCGGAGGAAGCACGAGGGCUGGGAUACUGCCAGGUUGCCCAAGCCUAGACAGGGGAAGUCGAGUGCCAAAUGUCGGGUUCGAACCACGGACCUUCCGGUCGAUAAAUUCGUGCUCUAACCAUUUGGGCUAUCUCGCCCCUAGUAAGGCAACCCGACUGAUGACAUCACACGAGCGUCGAUGUGGCAUAACAGUGUUGUUGGCUGUAACAUGGUUGUGUAUGGGCUGGGAUACUGCCAGGGCAUCCAGGUCUAGACGGAAAGGUGACCAGGGUUCUUGUCCAAAGCCUGUGACUCAAAAGCCUGACCGAAAAGUAGCUAACAGUGCACUACAAUUUUUAAAGAGCACAACGCAUGUCUUAACCGCCAACUUGGAGGACCAAGAUACCGUGUUGGUCAGACCUCCAACCAUUGAUCAACCUGGUAUGAGGGGCUCUGAGUGUCGUACGAACACUUCUCAGUAUAGCUCAUGGGCCACAGAGGCAAACAAGCCAUCACACCAUGGUGAGGCCCAGUCUCUUCGUGAGGGAGUUUCCAUCAAACGUGCUUUCAACUUGAACUCGCAAAUUAAAUUGUCCACACGUUCGGCCAACCAGAGCUCCCCUUCAUGCUGGACCGGCAAGCAAUCUGAUCUUCUGGCCGAUCGCACGCAGCUCAUGCUUCUUGGCCGUAGCAGCGCCUGA